AUGUCUGCUCCUGUUGCGAAGGCCUCCACUUGCUGCGGCAAGAGCGCUGAGUGCGUCUGUGCCAAGCAAGCCACUUGCUCUUGCGGCAAGCAGUCUGCUCUGCACUGCACCUGCGACAAGGCCAACUCCGAGAACGCUGUCGAGGGUCCUCGCUGCUCAUGCCGUGCUCGCCCUGCCGGACAGUGCACCUGUGAUCGUGCCUCGACCGAGAACCAGAAGCCCGCGGGUAACGCCUGCGCUUGCGGCACUCGUCCUGCCGACGCAUGCACUUGCGAAAAGGCUGCCGAUGGAGGCUUCAACCCGACGGACCUCGAGACCGACUUCACCACCAAGAACUAG
This is a messenger RNA of Neurospora tetraspora, 339 nucleotides long. RefSeq lists its product as uncharacterized. The coding region runs from base 1 to 339 and encodes 112 amino acids. The record is from RefSeq and is a predicted model, not a curated record. Lineage: Eukaryota; Fungi; Ascomycota; Sordariomycetes; Sordariales; Sordariaceae. The transcript is spliced from 3 exons.